AGCUUGAAAAUUGAACGGUCAUGGGUACUAUCAGGAAUGCCACGCGGGGCAUAUUCUCGUUGGUCCUUCACCACUUCAAGUAACAGACGCAAUUAGAUAUUGAAAAGAAAUCCACGUACCAACCACGCGUCCUUCUCUCUGAUACUCUCCCACUCUUAGGUGCUAGACAAUGGCGUCGGCGCACAAACCCAUCACCAUAUCCAUCUUUCUCCUGCUCUUCUUCUUUACCAUUUCUCUCUGCAAAUCCAGAGAGGAAGACCCAACACCAGCCCCAUGGCCCCACCAAUUCCACUCCAUACUCGUCAUGAACUACAGCGGAUCCCUACAGAUAAUCGAUCUCUGGUACGACUGGCCCAAGGGCCGAAACUUCAACAUCAUCCAGGACCAGCUAGGUAAGCUCCUUUAUGACCUCGAGUGGAACAACGGGACUUCCUUCUUCUACACAUUGGAUUCCAACAAAGAGUGCAGGACCUCGCAGAUUGAGGUGGGCAUUCUUCGCCCAAAUUGGCUCGAUGGUGCCAAGUACCUGGGUCAGCACCGCAUCGACGGCUUCCUCUGCAACGUUUGGGAGAAGGUCGACUUCAUUUGGUACUACGAGGAUGUUAUCACUAAGAGACCUGUUCAUUGGGAGUUUUACACUGGGAGGAAUGCACAUGUCAUGACGUUUGAAGUGGGAGCGGUGCUCGAGGAUGCUCGGUGGCAAGCCCCUGUAUACUGUUUUGAGAAGAAGCGUGAUGAUGGAGGAUCCGACCCAACUGCACAGUCUGUCACCAACCAGCGCUUCUCGAGAGCGUUUACUGGAUGGAGUACUUAGAGGCUCUGAUCUCUGUCAUCUCUGAAAAUUCUGAUAUGCAUGUUAUCUAUUGCUUUACAAAAUUUCUCAUGAAUAAAUUUAGAUGUUUCCUUUCCCAGAAAAUGGCAUCCACUCUCACAACAGCGGCAAACGCUUGUUGGUAAUUUGUUGCUGAUAGUUCAGAAAAAUUCAUCUUAUGAUGCUAAAUAAAUAGCAAGAUCUUCCACAA
This is a messenger RNA of Juglans microcarpa x Juglans regia, 1022 nucleotides long. RefSeq lists its product as uncharacterized. The coding region runs from base 170 to 814 and encodes 214 amino acids. The record is from RefSeq and is a predicted model, not a curated record. Lineage: Eukaryota; Viridiplantae; Streptophyta; Magnoliopsida; Fagales; Juglandaceae. The transcript is spliced from 2 exons.